UUGUUAUUUUGAGGAGGAGAUAAUUAAAGAAUAGUUAAAACGUCCAAACUAACGCAAGGUGAUGAUACUUUAAAACUUGGUUUGAUCAGUUUCCCCUCAGGUCCAAAAAUGGCGCUUGCAGUUGGAUCUGCUGCUGUUGUCUUCUUCAUUUUAGUCUUUACACCAUCGCCAUCACCAACAACAGCAGAUUCGAUCUUUAGAUGCUACAAUUCCAUUGUUAGCUUCGGCGAUUCGCUAGCAGAUACCGGCAAUAUUCUCGUCCCCAGCCUACAACGCAGUCCCUGCGUCGCUGUUAAUCCACCCUAUGGCCGGACGUUCUUCCACCGCCCUACCGGAAGAUACUCCGACGGCCGCCUCGUCAUAGAUUUCAUCGCACAGAGCAUGGGGCUGCCUCUGCUCAAACCUUACGUUCCCGAAGCUAACGCCGACGCGGCGCAACGUCGCCGGAGCUUCAGCACCGGAGUGAAUUUUGCAGUCUCCGGUGCAUCGGCGCUUUCGUAUGAGUUCUACGAGAAGAUUGGAUGUCAGAAUCCGUUAACCAACGCCUCUCUUGGAACUCAAUUGAAAUGGUUCCGAACCUUUUUGGCCGGACUUCCAGAUAGUCGAAGAUAUUUGGAAAGAUCUUUGGUUGUAAUGGGAGAGAUCGGAGGGAAUGAUUACAACCAUCUCCUCCUUCAAGGGAGGACUCUUGAUGAACUACAAAUUUUGGUUCCUAUGGUUGUUAGCUACAUCGGAUCCACAAUUCAAGAAUUGAUCGAGCUUGGAGUUGUGACAAUGCUUGUCCCGGGGAAUUUGCCGAUUGGUUGCUUGCCUGUUUGUUUGACACGAUAUGAGAAAUCAAGCACAGCCAAAGACUACGAUCGCCAUGGUUGUCUCAUUUCAUUGAAUGAAUUCGCCGAGUACCAUAAUCAUCUUCUCCUACAGGAAUUGCAGAGAAUAAGAGAACUCUAUCCCCAUGUCAACAUAAUGUAUGCAGACUAUUAUAAUGCCGCAAUGCGAAUGUAUCAAUCCCCCAAACAAUUCGGAUUUGGCAAUCGAAUUCUCAGCUCUUGUUGUGGAGGUGGAGGGGUGUACAAUUUCAACGAAUCUGCGCGAUGCGGCGUACCACAAGCGACAUGUUGCGAUGAUCCGAGUAAAUAUAUUAGUUGGGAUGGGAUGCACCUCACAGAGGCAGCCUAUAGAUUGAUAGCACAAGCAGUGAUCCAAGGAACCUAUACUAAUCCUCCUUUCUCAAACAUAUGCCUUGGUUCCAUAUCCAAGACCCGCGGCAUUUCUGAUUAUUAAGACUCGACUCGUCUGUGCAUGGAUGUAUCUAUAUACAUAUAUACACAUAUAGCUGAUGCAAAGUUUCUAUCUUCUUGUUGGAAUCUUUCUGCAUGUUGUUGGCUUGAGAAAUUUAAAUUUGGUACCAUAUUUCCUCCCAGCAAUUAAUUACCAAUUAGAGUGGAACCAUUGAAGUCAUGAUGGAGGAAAUAAAUAGCCAAAAA
Andrographis paniculata is the source of this 1487-nucleotide messenger RNA. Its product is annotated as GDSL esterase/lipase At1g28590-like. The transcript is spliced from 5 exons. Gene Ontology annotation, molecular function: hydrolase activity, acting on ester bonds. The coding region runs from base 109 to 1284 and encodes 391 amino acids. The record is from RefSeq and is a predicted model, not a curated record. NCBI's taxonomy places the organism in Eukaryota, Viridiplantae, Streptophyta, Magnoliopsida, Lamiales, Acanthaceae.